Messenger RNA from Physeter macrocephalus (sperm whale), 1911 nucleotides. RefSeq names its product zinc finger protein 696 (gene ZNF696). NCBI's taxonomy places the organism in Eukaryota, Metazoa, Chordata, Mammalia, Artiodactyla, Physeteridae. The record is from RefSeq and is a predicted model, not a curated record. The transcript has 3 exons. Gene Ontology annotation, biological process: regulation of DNA-templated transcription. Bases 184 to 1305 code for a protein of 373 amino acids. Gene Ontology annotation, molecular function: DNA-binding transcription factor activity, RNA polymerase II-specific; RNA polymerase II cis-regulatory region sequence-specific DNA binding.
GUGCAGGUCCUCCGGCGCCCUAGAACGUCACCGGAAGUGCCCGAGCCGCCCGGGAGAGGGAGGCGGCGCUUCCGGCGGGCGGCGGGGGCUCUGGGCAGGUGUCCCACUGCUGGUGUUUAUGCAGGAAGCAGCAAGCAGAGCCCCAGCCUGGGUCCACAGAACGCCACAGAGAAGGCUACCCUGAUGGACACAUGCACAGCUUUCCUAGCACAGGCACCGAGUGGCGGCCCGGCUUCCUGCUAUGCUGCUUCGGUGGCUGAGCAAGGGGCUCAGAGCCCAGGGCUGAUGCCACGGCAGGCAACCUUAGAAGAAGGGGGGCGCUGUGGACAGGCUGUGCCAGGACUGUUACGGGGGCCUCCCCAGGCACUGCGGUUUCCAGACCCUUGUGGGAAUGAGGAAGCUGGAGAGAGGCCCAGAGGUUCCCCUCGGGGACCAGUUGUUUAUGAGGAAACUGGAGGGCAGAAUGGCCAUGAGGACAGUGUGUCUGGGUCAGAGGUCACCCUGAAUGCAGCCUCCACGGCCGAUAGGAGAGGCCACUGGAAAGGACGGCCUUACCGAUGCAGCACCUGCGACAGGAGCUUCAAAUGCUAUUCGGAUGUGGUGAAACACCAGAGCAUUCACUCUGGGGAGAAACCCUACGAGUGCAGUGACUGUGGGAAGGCCUUCAUCCACAGCUCCCACGUCGUCAGGCACCAGCGCAUCCACAACGGGGAGAAGCCUUACGUUUGUAAGGAGUGUGGGAAAGCCUUCAGCCAGAGCUUCAACCUCAUUAGACACCAGAGAAUCCACACAGGAGAGAAGCCCUACGAAUGUGCUGAGUGUGGCAGGUCCUUCAGUCAGAGGUCAGACGCCAUUAAGCACCAGAGAAUUCACACUGGCGAGCGGCUGUACGAGUGCAGCGAGUGCGGGAAAACCUUCAUCCAUAGCUCAAACGUCGUCCGGCACCAGAGAAUUCACCACGGAGAGAAUCCUUACGAAUGCAAAGAGUGUGGGAAAGCCUUCAGCCAGAGCUCCAACCUCAUUCAGCACCAGCGGGUCCACACCGGGGAGAAGCCCUACGCCUGCCAGGAGUGCGGGCGCGCCUUCAGCCGCAGCUCCUUCCUCAGCGAGCACCGGCGCAUCCACACCGGGGAGAAGCCCUACGAGUGCGGCGAGUGCGGCCGCGCCUUCAGGGCCCUGUCGGGCUUCUUCCGGCACCAGAGGAUCCACACUGGGGAGAAGCCUUUCCACUGUGCCAGGUGUGGCAGGGCCUUCCGCCUGAGCUUUCAUCUUAUCCAGCACCAGCGAGUUCACGGCACGGAGUGAGCCUGUUGGGGGGAGAACGUGGAGUGGAAAAUUGAGUAAAUGAGAUUGGAGUGUGGGUACAACGCCCUUCACUUUUUGCCCACGCCCCCAGCAUUGUGUACUUCGCCCCACAGGAAGAGGAUAAAACUGUCUUGGUGGUCUCCAAGCCUGCCCGUGGAGGCCUGCAGUUUGUCUACCGCCGCCUUGCCAGGAGCACCGGAAAGGAAGGAGGAGCCUUGGGGAAGGAGAUGUGAUGGCAUCGUGUGCCUCGGAAGUUAAUUUAUUUCAUUUUCACAGCACUGGGUUUUUUCCUGAAGUAUAAUUUACAUACAGUGGAACGCAUAGAUCUUAGUGUUUGGUUUUGUGAGUUUCAACAAGUACAAUGUGCUUUGACCUUUACGACCACCACACUCUCAAGAUGUAGACUAUUUCCAUCACCCCAGAAAGUCUCCUUAUGCCCCUUCAAGUCAGCCCCUCAUCCUGAGAGGCAACCAGUGAUCUCGUUUCUGUCACUGUAGUUUUGCUUGUUCUAGAACGUUACAUAAAUAGUGAUAUAAUUUAUACUCUUUUAUGUCUUUUUCCCUUUGCUUAAUGUUUUUUGAGGUUUAUCCAUGUAUCAGUAGGUUU